AUGGCUGAUAAAUCUGAAGUUGAAAGUGAUCAAGGAGUGAAGCCAAAAGGAGUUGAAGAAGAAGAGAAGCCUGCAUUAAGUCCUCUGCAGGCAGAGAGAGAGUCAAGAGAAGGAGGAGGAGUAGCUGAAGCUCCUGAGAUUAGAAAGCUUGGAAAACAUCAUUCAUCUGAUAAGUCUGUUGCUGGUGGAGGUGUUAUCAUUGGUGGUCUUGUUACUGCCAUUUUUGCUGCUGUAGCCAGUGCAUUUGAGCAAUUAAACAGAGCAUAUGGGAAAAAGCUGUGCUCACAAGUCAUAAAAAUGGAAGCCAUUUUUGAGACCAGCAGUAACUUGUGA
Messenger RNA from Dovyalis caffra, 333 nucleotides. The record is from the annotation of a GenBank genome assembly. NCBI's taxonomy places the organism in Eukaryota, Viridiplantae, Streptophyta, Magnoliopsida, Malpighiales, Salicaceae.